Molecule: messenger RNA, 8244 nt
Organism: Acanthopagrus latus (yellowfin seabream)
Lineage: Eukaryota; Metazoa; Chordata; Actinopteri; Spariformes; Sparidae
Gene: slc1a9
Product: solute carrier family 1 member 9
Exons: 14
Coding region: 4030-6018 (662 amino acids)
Biological process (GO): L-glutamate transmembrane transport
Cellular component (GO): plasma membrane
Molecular function (GO): L-glutamate transmembrane transporter activity; neutral L-amino acid transmembrane transporter activity; glutamate:sodium symporter activity
Source: RefSeq, a predicted model, not a curated record
CCAAACUUGAAACCGCAGAAUGCGAGAACACAAGCCAACAGGCGUCAAGGUCUUUGGGGGGAAAGUCGGUGAAGGCCCGGAGGAGACACAAUGGAGGUCUAUGGAGGACACGCAGGCCGACAGACAGUUCAACGGGUCCUCGGAGCAGAUAAGUCGUCCCCACACAGACCAGACGAGGGGUUCACUUGCUAUUGACCCGCGAGAACAGCGUGUCCACAGAGCCUCCCCACCUUGAAUGGCCUUGUUGAAAAGGAGAGCCAUAAAUUGGCGGAUGAGCAGAGGUGGGGGAGACUCUGCCUCCCCCCCGCCUCCUCCUCUCUCUUGCUCUCUCACAUUCUAUCUCUUUCUUUCCUUUACCAAGUAGUGGUUUCCAUCUCACCAAACCCCUUUCCCCCUGAAUGUUUAAAAAGAUGAAAGGAUAAGGAAAAGAAUGGAGACAAAAGAGGGGAGGGUUACGUUACAACCCUGCCCCUGAGAGACUGCUCAUGAAAGAGUUUGGGGAUGGGAGAGAUAGGGACCGGAGAGGAGACACAGAAAGAGAAGGGGGAUCAUGAAAAGAGGUUUUUCAAACUCAAAGCCGCUAAAACGGGUCACUUCUGUAUAGAGAGGCAGGCUAAAGUGCAGCCUUCACUCAGGGACGGAGACAUUUAACACUGUCAAUACCCACAGACGGAAGGGAGCGUUGAUGUACUUGCACCCGUUGACUGAUUGCGCAAACACACAAGAUCACACGCACAUACACAUUCUUGUCCUUCUCCUCUCUCACUGUCUUUCUUCACCACAACGCAGCAGCACUGCAAUUAGGUUUUUGGGAAAUCGUCCACCAGAUUUUCUUUACCAAUCUCUCACAUUGCCCGGUGUCCCGCGGCGUUCCUCCCCCUUGGCAUUUAGUGUCAGUCACCCGAAAUCCUCGCAACCCUCCCACCAUUCUCUCUAUCUCCCUCUUUGUCUGAACUUGCCCUGCAUGCACUUAGAUAUUUUCGCCUCGGGGUGCAUCAGUGAGAGUCGGAGUGAGGGAAAGAGGAAGAGAGAAAGUUGUUAGCUAAGUGUGGACGGUCAGACAAAGAUGAUGAUUGAGAAGGCAGGGACGUGGAAAUGUCAUUUUCUUUGGCUUUUGCCCUAUUGCUGCCUCUCACUACGUCACACACUCGUGCACACACACAUAUGCAUACAUUCAGACACACAAAUGUAGGCACAACCAUUUCACCAACCACUGAGGAGGAUAUAGAGGUUUAUUUAUCACUCGCCAAACAAGUUCUCAUUCGUACUGUUACAUUAACAGAUUUUGCAAAUCCCCACGUCCCCAGAAGCCCUUCAAGUUAAUUCACAAUAUAUUGUGGUCAAAACACAAUUCUCUGCUACGGUUUUCAGUUUUUCCUGUGGGGAUUUGUGUUUUUCGACAAACAACAUUUUCAUGACCCAAACAGAUUUUCAGACCAUUAUUAAAGACCCAUAAAAACACAACUGAUCCCUUGUUCAGCAGCCCUGCCAUGUACACGAGGAGCUUGCAAAGCCUUUGCAACAUCACUCACUGUGUCUCAUAUCAGUUUCACUGGAAUCAUUUUCCACUCAUUUUUCUCUGCUCAUUAUGCACCUUUUUGAAUCCUGACAUCUUCAACCGAUUCUCUUUUUUUCAGCUAAAACAACCCAAAACAAACUGGAGCAUUUUGAAGUUUCAAGAUGUCACCCUUACUACCUUUGACACCUCUGAUGAAAUUCUUCCCACACAGAGCGCUGUCAGACAUCAGCCUACGAGUUGGACAUCCUCCUUGGUUUGAAACUCAUAUCUGCGCGAAAUUGGAAGGUAGCUAUUAUGGCCAAUUAUUGCAAAUAGCUGAGCUGAGCUGUCAGGGCGAAGCUAGCAGUCUGUCUGUCCACAAACGAGUCACUGAGUCAGCCCUCAAUUACAGAUCGUCAACCUCCCCAAGGUACCUGGUGUCAGUUAUUCAUCAUCCCUCCAAUCUCUUCUUUCUGAUUUGUUUUACAUUUUCAGUCCUUUUCAUUGUCUCUGCUGUCAUUCAGCUCACCUACUAAACUCCGAACUACCCUAAAUUCAAACAUCUCUCCAGCAGGAGCAGCGAUACCAUCGCCACCAUCACCACACACACACGUACACACUGAGGUAUAACUACAUAUGUUUCCAAUUUCAGGCGUAAUGCUGCUCUCUCUGCAAUCUGAGCCAAUUAGCCAAAGCCUCCUGGAAAUGCCCCAGUCGCCAUCCAUGGUGGUAAAGAGGUAAAGGGUCAAAGGGGAGGUCAGUCACAGGGGGUUCAGACUCUGAUUAAUGCGUCACCGCCUGUCGGUCUUUCUGUCUGGCUCACAGUCUGAAGACAUCCCGGUCGGCGGUGCCUCGGCAGCCGUCCAACUUCCCCACGGACGUAUUUGGCACAGGUGUAGGAUUGUACAGAAAAGGCAACCCAAGCUUGAAAUUAAAUUUCACAGCUUACUAAAGGUCAAAGAGGAUGAGUGACAGGGUCUGGAGCCAGACCACACGUAAAGACACGAACAACAUACAUGCAUACUGAGGAAAGUAUGCACACACACACACACACACACACACACAAACAUGUCCGCUCUGACAAACAAACAACACAUGCGCCUACAAGUCUUUCCUGCAUGAAACUGAAAUUAGCGCAUGGAAUGUUCACCUUUGGGAAAUGGAUUGGGAGGGAGAGGGAAUAUGAGAGCAUCAGAGCAGCAAAGCCCUCAUUAGGGGAACGGAGGACUUAUUUCAGUAAUUCUGUUUAAUGCUUAAUGAGAAACAGGUUCGAAUGGGUGCAAAAUGCAGACUGGCGCUGUGUUGUGUUACCUGGCAGUCUGCCCCGCUUGAGUCUGUCUGUUUAGAUUUUGUGUAAUGUGUGAUGUCGGCGCAGGAGCUGUGUGGUUGUCAGUUUAUGAAACCGCUUCAGACGCCGCCAUACAGCCGUCGCCGCGUGCACACGCUCUGCUCGUCUUGUUUACAUCGUCUGCACCGCCGAUCCCUCUCCUCUUACAGCGCCCCGCUCGCUCUCUCCCCAGAUCACCUCUCAAUCACUCCUCCUCGCCUCCUUAUCUGUCCCUCCUCAGUGUCUCAUUACAGGACUCGGUCCACCUACAGCGGCUACACUUUCAUUCACUCGCCGCAGACUCGUUGCAGUCUGGAUGCCCCUGGAUUAGACAUGCAGCCUAAAUAGUGAAUGAUCUAUUUACGGUUACGUCUUCCUUCUGGCUCACCACAACCCACACCUCGUGCUGUUUUGUGGGUUUUUUUGCCCUUAUCCACCCCUCUGUCCUCUCUCUGCCUCCACAUCCCCUCUCACUCCCCCCUCGUCCAUAAGCCAUGUUUUGUCCCUUUUCUUGCCAGAGGAAAAAUGUUACACAUUGUAAACUUUACUCACUGUACAACACCCUGCAGGAUUGGAUUUCAGAGGCAGACUUUGUGUUUGAACUGCUCCGGCAAUUAGUAGAGGAUAGACUUACAGUGCACCUACUGCACAAUGGAGGCACUGGCCCAGUUGUACAAGCCCCUGUUCCCGUCGUGCCCCUUUCCAUCUGUCACUCCUGUGAGAUUGUGUGUGUGUGUGCCUGUGUUUGUGACAGUGUGUUUGGCUCUGCAUGUGUAUAAAUUGUUGUAUGUUUGCUUGCAUGUGUGCAUGUACGUGUAAAUAUAAACCAAAUUCAGUAAAUAGUAACACUUUGCUUUCAGUUUGGAGUUAGAAGCAGCGUGUAAACAUUUUAAAACGGUUUAUAAUUCAAGAUGAUGUAGUUAUAGGCAGGUAUAAAUGUUUGUUAAUGUGUUGUGUCAACAGCUAUAACUCAUCCCGUGGGCGCCCAUAAGUUGAGGCUGCUGUACAUAGGGAUGAAUGGAUUUGGCAACCAAUUACAUCUGACCAGAAGUUCAACCAAUCAGCUCCAGGUCAAGUCCAAGUCCAGAUGACGCAAAGACUGUGACUUUGCCUCCCCCUUCAUCUCCUCGUCCCUCCUCUCUCCCGCGCCUCUCCCGAUGCCUCGCUCUUGUCGGAGGGGAGACAGCGACGCACAGCAGGCAGGAUGACAAACCAGUCGACAGCCAACCAGUCUAACACAAACAAGGUGAAGGAGAAAGAAGAAAACCAGCAAGAUGACAACACAGAAGUUGCUUAUAAAGAUGCCGGCCACUGCAGCCGCAACACCCACAGCUUGCUCCUGGGACUCACUGUUAUGGGUGUUGUUAUGGGAACGGUGUUUGGGAUGCUGCUGCGAUACAUGAAGGUGACGGACAGCUCUGCCCUUACUAUGGUUUCCUUCCCUGGAGAAAUUCUCAUGAGGAUGCUGAAGAUGCUCAUCCUGCCUCUAAUCAUCUCCAGCCUUAUCACAGGGCUGGCUGGGCUAGAUGCCAAAUCCAGUGGCAGGAUGGGUAGUAGAGCUAUGGUGUACUACAUGUCCACCACUGUGAUUGCUGCCAUCCUCGGGGUCAUCCUGGUUUUGUCGAUACACCCGGGGAACCCCAAACUGAGGGGAGGCUCGUCAGCCCCAUCACCCCCAAAGAACCAGGAGGUCAACAGUCUGGAUGCCUUCCUCGACCUGAUCAGAAACCUCUUCCCUGAGAACCUGGUCCAGGCCUGCAUCCAACAGGUUCAGACAGUGCUGAAAAAGGUGCCGGCUGUAGCAGUAAACCAAACCGAGGCUAUGAUAGUGAGCAAGAAGAAACUAGAAUACAAGUGGGGCAUGAACGUCCUUGGCUUGAUCGGCUUCUUCAUCACCUUCGGGAUCUGCAUGGGGAGGAUGGGCGAGCGGGGGAAGGUCAUGUGCGACUUCUUCAACAUCCUCAACGAGAUUAUCAUGACGAUGGUUUCCAUGAUCAUGUGGUACUCCCCGAUUGGCAUUGCUUCUCUGAUUGCGGGGAAGAUUGCAGCCAUCGGAGACCUGGAGGUGGUGGCCAGGCAGCUGGGUAUGUACAUGGUGACCGUCAUCGUGGGCCUGGUGAUCCAUGGCGGCUUAAUCCUACCUGCUAUAUUCUUUGGUACCACCAGAAAAAGCCCUUUCACCUUCUACGCUGGGAUCUUCCAGGCUUGGAUCACAGCUUUGGGCACUGCUAGCAGUGCAGGGACAUUACCUGUUACCUUCCGCUGCCUGGAGGAAAACCUAAAGAUUGACAAGCGCGUGACUCGCUUCGUGCUGCCCAUAGGUGCCACCAUUAAUAUGGACGGCACCGCGCUGUAUGAGGCCGUGGCAGCCAUCUUUAUUGCCCAGAUGAACGACAUCACGCUGGAUGGCGGGCAGAUCAUCACUGUCAGUAUGACUGCCACCCUGGCCAGUGUCGGAGCUGCCAGUAUUCCCAGUGCUGGACUGGUAACCAUGCUGCUGAUCCUGACGGCUGUGGGCCUGCCUACUCAGGACAUCAGUCUGCUCAUCGCCGUCGACUGGCUGCUUGACAGAAUGCGCACUUCCAUAAAUGUGGUGGGCGACUCAUUUGGCGCUGGCAUCGUGGACCACUUGUCGAAGGCUGAACUCGCCGAACUUGACGCCGCAGAAAUGCAACUUCUCCCGACGGAGGAGGAGCUCGAUUUCAUCCCCCCGCCCCCCAUCCUCACAGAGAUGGACCUUGUCGACCCUUUCAAACCUCCCGAGCUUCCACCUCGCUCCCCUCGCCCGCCCAAACAGAACCACCACGGCCACGUUCUCUCCCAGUCCGCCUCCAUCACUUACUCACCGUCCCGCUCUGUCCGAUCUCCAUCACCACGCUCUAUCCGCUCUCCCUCUCCGCGCUCCGUCUGCUCCCAUUCCCCUCGGCCUUUCCGUACUCAUUCCCCGCGCCUCCUCCGCAGGACGGAGCCGGGCUACUGCGCCCUGCCCAGCCACGAUAACCAGAUUCCCACGCUGCCUCGCGCCUACAGAGAGAGAGAGAGAGACAGGGAACGGGAGAGGCUGCGGCGAGAGAGCGAAACAGAGGAGGAGGAGGAGAGAGAGAGGGUUCUGGGUGAAGUGAGCGACGGCGAUGAGAGCGAUGACACUGCCUACGAUCGGAGGCACACACUCCCACCGGCCGACCUGCCGUGAUUGGAUUUUACCACCGAAAAGCUUCCCCAUCAAUUAGUUUCUGUUUUAGGACAGAUUUCCCAACAGCUCCACAAGAUUCACGUGGAGGCUCACGGUGGAUUUCUGGGUGGUUUCAUUGCCACUUGUUUGAUGUAUUCUGAGUUCACUGUCUCUUGGUUAACAGAAGUGUUGGAUAAGUGAUCUACAAGCUUACUUUGAGCUUGAUAUGCAUAGAUAUUAAACUGUUGCAAUGGCAACACCCUGUAACAUUCCUUAGAAGGGACUUUAAGACCAGGCCUCAGUCCUUCCUCUUUGUUUUCGGGAAAAGAAAAACAGCUGAAAUGGACAGUUCAGUUUAGAAUUAACAAUGCAUAUUUUUUCUCUUACCUGUAGUGCUGUUUAUCCAUCUAGAUUGUUUUGCUGUGGGUGGUCGUGUUUUGGAGAGAUCCACCGCAGAGAUGACCGCCUUCUUUCGAUUAUAAUGGAACCAGAUGGCACCAGAGUACAUUUGAAAAACUCAACAGUGAUGUCUCUUUUCAGAAACCAUGACCCAGUUACUCAGCACAAUCAACAGACCUUGUUGUGAACAGUUUCAUGUAAGAGCUACGUUUUCCUUAUAAAAAAAUUGUUGUGGCCCAGAUCUGGCACACGCCAGACACGUUCAUCCGACCCACAUACCACGUGGAAUGAUGGGACUUGGGAGGUCCACUCCUGUUUGCCAGAUCUGAGCCACCAGAAGGCCAUUAGUUGGCCACAUGUUAGCCAAGAGCAAACGGCAUGAACCACCCAAGUGCUAUCAUUCCACGUGAUUUCCUCGGCUGGAUGAAUGUGUGGGGUAAGUUAGCUAAAUGGGACCAAACUACAUCCACAAACGGUAUCAGACAGAAGCAUGGAUUUAUCUCUCAUCAGUGUACCACUCUUCUGUGAGAUGAUAUGUUUGGCGGAUGUAGUUCGGAAAGAAAAAUAAAAUAGUUCUUACAUCAAACUGCUUGCAACAAGGUUAUGACUUCUGGAAAGGUAAAUUGCUGUUUAGGUUUUCAAAUGUAUUUUAUCUGUGCUUUGAGAACCAGUUUGAGAGAAUGUUGAUAUCUCUAAAACUCGUCAACUCACGCCAAAACAAUCCAGGUGGAUAUAAAGCACCACAAGUGAGAGGACAAACGUGUCAUUUUGAUUUUAGCGUGAACUUUUCCUUUAACUUUAGAUUUGUAUCCCUAGUUUACUCAUGUAAUUUCCUUUUUAUAACUCCAUCAAUGUCUCUGAUUUGUCAUUUCAUGACUUAAAAUACGCCUGUAUGUCUAAACUUCCUUACUUUAGACUGAUCGGAGAGAAACAUCAAGUCUGCUCUUGACGCCGGAGUAUUGAAGUAUGUUGAUGUGGAGGCCACCUUUGCUUUUUAACGCACAGCCAUGAGUUAUUAGUUGAUCCUUUACCUCAACACUCUCACUUCUACUUGUAGAAUUUUCAAUUUAAAGGAGUUAGUUUCACAUCUUUAGGACUUGUUUAUUCUCUUUCUUGCAGAGAAAGCUCCAUUAUUAAUAUGUUAUAUCUGGUUUGUUUAAUCCAUACCAAAACCAAAGUGUUAAAAAGACAAAAUCGCCAUUUUAUAUAUAUAUUAUAUGCCGUUAGACUACUUCUUGGCUCGAAGGCUCCACUGGUUAUUUGCCAGCUGGUCUCAACAGAGAAACAGUUGAGCACAUAAAUGUCUGUAAAGCUGUAGCUUGUCGCUUCACAGUUUUUCUAUGCAUUGGUGCGAGCAGUUCUUGCCUGUUUCAAGUCUUUAAGCUAAGAAUUCAAGAAUACCAACAAGUUAAUGUAAAAAAAAAAACACAACCAGCAGACGUUAUUUUUAUAAUUCUCUACCUUCAUCUUUCGUCUUUACAUUUCCAUCCUCUGUGCUCUUCUUGCACAUCACCUCAUUUUUCCCCCACAGCGGUAACUCUUGAUGUUAAUAUUGUCUAUAUUAUCAAUGUUUUGUAUUUUCAUGUUGUGGUCUGGUGUCUGAAAUGAUGAGCAAUAGGUAAAAUUUUUUUUUUUUUGAUUUUGUUGUAUGUUUAAAUUUACUAGUUAUUUCACUUUUACUCUCAUCAUUUUGAGUUCUUGAUUGCUGUAAAAUAACGUCAUCGCCUUUCAUUUUAAAAUAUAAUUUCAUCAACUGCCUCCCUACGUCCUUAAGUCUUGACUCAGCUUCACAGGUCCAGGUCGUGUGUAUAUUGUAUGUAAUAAAAUCUUAGAGAUUUAUUUAAAAUA